CCCGGAGAUAUCGUAAAUCCAUUGGCCAUUGGGGGUUUUGCGAUUCCGGUAGAUCGACGGGAAAGUGCGUUUCGUUCCGGAUACUGACAAUGGCUUCUGCCGAUACACUAGCCAGAAUACGGCAUGAGAUAGUCGAUGCAACGCUACGUUUUAAUGCAAUCACCAAUGACAUCAAAGAGUUCCACGGCACACUGAAGGAACUGGAAGUGCUGAACGAAGAGGGUCGAAAGAAGUUGGGUGCCCUGCAGCAAUGCAUCGCGAAGCUGGACGAAUAUGCAGAGGUUCACGCCGAUGCGUCGUUGCUCCGCGAGGCCACAGAGCAUCGAAGCAUGGUCCACCGCGCAAUGCUGGAUUUUCGGCGCACAAACGUUAUCAAGAUGCGGGAGAUCGAAAGUGAUAACAGGGAAGAGCUGUUCAUGUUAAGCCCACAUGAAAACGAAGUCCGCGCCCGGUCAAUAGCUUCACGGAGUCGCGCAAAGGGUAACGAAUCGGGUUUGCUAAUGAUGCAGCAAGAGCAAAUCACUCAGCGGAUGCUAACGAUUACACAGCAACUGAACGAUGCCACGCAAAAAUCGGCCUCAUCGCUCGACGUGCUUCACGCGACCAGUGCCUCGGUGAAUAGUACGCGCGACGAACUGCUCAAAGCGGCCGGCAACAUUCAAAAGUCCGCCUGGCUACUGGACAAGCUUAACCGGCGCAACUGCACCGACAAGGUGCUCUUUGGGCUUGGACUGACCCUGUUUUUGGUGGUCGUUCUGUAUAUAUUUAUGCGUCGCUUGUUUGCUUGAGAGAGGAGAAUUGCAAUAAUUUCUUAGUUUUCUAUUUCCUUCGUAUUUAAUAAUCCGUAACAGGACGAUCGAUUUAAAUAAUUAUUCUAUUUAAGGUCUUAGGUGAAAGUACGACAUAGAAGACACGUAGCAAAGGGUUAGUAAGUUUGAGCUGGAUCAAAGAAUGUUUCCAGCAGCAGAUGUGGAAUUCGACUAGUUCCAAAAAAAUGUUAUGUGAAUUUUACUUUUACUCACUGCGAAGCUGUAGCAUUUCAAAGCCCUAUACUUUCGACAUUCGGCAAGAAUGGAGAAAUUAAACGCUGUGAACAUUUCUGGUAGCGUUUGCUGAUGGAAGUAAAAACGCAGCAACGAAAGUU
Messenger RNA from Anopheles cruzii, 1144 nucleotides. RefSeq lists its product as uncharacterized. The transcript is spliced from 3 exons. Bases 90 to 788 code for a protein of 232 amino acids. The record is from RefSeq and is a predicted model, not a curated record. Gene Ontology annotation, cellular component: SNARE complex; endoplasmic reticulum. Gene Ontology annotation, molecular function: SNAP receptor activity. Gene Ontology annotation, biological process: retrograde vesicle-mediated transport, Golgi to endoplasmic reticulum. Lineage: Eukaryota; Metazoa; Arthropoda; Insecta; Diptera; Culicidae.